AUGACCGGUAGAAAGAAAUAUAGGCCAAAAGUUGUGGAUACCAGUGAAAAAAUGAAGAGGAAGAAAAGUUAUAACGAUCCUCCCUCCUCCUCCUUGAAGAAGAAAUGUAAUCAUUCUUCCUCCAUGGAUCCAACUGUUGAUCCCACCUCCACCAAUCCCACCUCCUUCAAUCCAGUUGAUCCCACUGUUAAUCAUCCACCAAGUUCAUCCAACCCCAAUCCAAGUUCAUCCAACUCCAUAUGCAAUGAGGAAAUAUCUUUCUUCAACAAAGAUUGCAAACAGUGGUCUGAAAACUACAUUAAUUAUAGGCCUUUGUUAUUGGAGAGGGGUGUUUUUGCUAGAUCAAUUAAAAGAGAUAUCAAGAAGAUGGAUAAUGCAUAUAAUACAUUGGUGAAGAUAUUUUAUUCUAAUAUGCAUGAUAUUGAUAGAGAUAAUUACAAGCUUAAGUUCCUUGUGAGGAACGAUGUCCCAAAUUCUUCAACUGCUGGUGUACCAAAUUCUUCCACAGCUGGUGUCCCAAAUUCUUCCACAGCUGGUUUUCCUCUUGAUGCAUUGCAGGUAUAUGGAAUGUUGCUAGUACGAUUGGGUAGAANGGAUGUCCCAAAUUCUUCAACUGCUGGUGUACCAAAUUCUUCCACAGCUGGUGUCCCAAAUUCUUCCACAGAUGGUUUUCCUCUUGAUGCAUUGCAGGUAUAUGGAAUGUUGCUAGUACGAUUGGGUAGAAAGAUGGAGGAAUUUGAAAAUUCUCAAAAUGAAAUAAAGGAUACUCAAAAUGAAAUAAAGGAGUCUCUGAAGAGAAUGGAUAGUAGGUUGGAUAGAAUUGAGUCUUUUUUUUAUGAAAAGAAAAUAAAUAGCUAG
This is a messenger RNA of Ilex paraguariensis (yerba mate), 858 nucleotides long. The record is from the annotation of a GenBank genome assembly. NCBI's taxonomy places the organism in Eukaryota, Viridiplantae, Streptophyta, Magnoliopsida, Aquifoliales, Aquifoliaceae.